Cuscuta epithymum is the source of this 1852-nucleotide messenger RNA. The record is from the annotation of a GenBank genome assembly. Lineage: Eukaryota; Viridiplantae; Streptophyta; Magnoliopsida; Solanales; Convolvulaceae.
AGGAACUUCCCUUUCUGUUUACCUAAUCAAUAUUUUACUCAAAUAUUAUGCACGUAAUUCACCCUCUCCUCUCCAUCCUCUUAACAAACUGAUAAUCACAAUGUGCCUGCAAGUAACAGUGACCCUUUCAUCUCAUUACUGCAUUCCUCGGUUCUAUAAGAACAUGCUCACAUUUCUUCUUUUCGAUCAUUAGUUACCACAUUCAUAUAUAUCAACUACCAAAGUACAUUUCAUUUGUGUACUGUCUUCAUAAAUGGCAAGUAGAAGCGGCCUCUCACUUGCGUUCUUCGUGGUUCUCCGUCUUCUUCUCCGUCUUCCUGCCGCUAAGGCUAUCACUAAGACCUACCAAUUUGAUAUUCAAGUGAAUAAUGUGAGCAGGCUAUGCCAUGCCAAACCUAUCGUGACAGUAAAUGGGAUGUUCCCAGGGCCUACCAUUUAUGCAAGAGAAGGGGACAGACUUCUUAUCAAUGUCACAAACCAUGCACAAUAUAACAUUUCCAUCCACUGGCACGGGGUGAAACAGUACCGCAACGGUUGGGCAGAUGGACCGGCUUACGUAACACAAUGCCCGAUCAAGACGGGGAAUAGCUAUGUCCACGACUUCAAUGUUACAGGCCAGAGAGGAACCUUGUGGUGGCAUGCCCAUAUUCUUUGGCUAAGGGCAACCGUCUAUGGUGCAAUCGUGAUCAUGCCAAAACAAGGAACCCCUUUCCCUUUCCCUCAACCUGAUAGAGAAGAAGUUAUUGUGCUCGGAGAAUGGUGGAACGCAGAUGUUGAAGCAGUGGAGAAUCAAGGGAACAAAAUGGGGUUACCCCCAAAUAUGUCUGAUGCUCACACGAUCAACGGAAAGCCCGGACCUCUGUUUCCAUGUUCUGAGAAACAUACAUAUGCAAUGGAGGUUGAGCAAGGGAAAACAUACCUUUUGAGGAUAGUCAAUGCUGCCCUAAAUGAUGAACUCUUGUUUGCACUAUCCGACCACAACAUGACAGUGGUAGAAAUAGACGCAGUCUACACUAAACCCUUCUCAACAAACGCCAUACUCAUCGCCCCGGGCCAGACAACAAAUGUUCUCGUCCACGCCAAUCAAAUCCCAGGCAGGUAUUUCAUGGCUGCCCGGCCCUUCAUGGAUGUUCCAAUAAUUGCAGUAGACAACAAAAGCGCCACCGCCAUAUUCCAAUACAAAGGCAUUCCAAACACAGUCGUUCCAAAACUCCCUCUCCUGCCCGCCCCCAACGAUAGCGUUUUUACCACAGCUUUCAACAGCAAGCUUAGAAGCUUAAACACUAAAAACUUCCCCGCAAAAGUUCCCUUAAAAGUGGAUAGAAAUAUGUUUUUGACAAUCGGUAUGGGAGCAAAUCCUUGCCCGACCUGCUUCAACAGUUCUAGGUUGACAGCUUCUUUGAACAAUAUUUCAUUUGUGAUGCCCAAAACAGCCCUUCUCCAAGCCCACUACUUUGAUAUGAAGGGCGUGUACACCAUGGAUUUCCCAGACAAACCGCCAACUCCAUUUAACUACACCGGUGCACCAUCAACGGCAAAUCUCAAAAUGGUUCACGGGACGAGGGUUAGUAAGAUUGCCUUCAACUCCACUAUUGAGUUGGUUUUGCAAGACACUAAUCUUCUGACAGUUGAAUCACACCCUUUCCAUCUCCAUGGCUAUAAUUUCUUUGUUGUGGGAACUGGUAUUGGGAAUUUUGAUCCUGUUAAGGAUCCUAAAAAAUAUAACCUUAUUGAUCCUCCAGAAAGAAACACUGUUGGUGUUCCCACGGGUGGUUGGACCGCUAUUCGAUUCAGAGCUGACAAUCCAGGGGUGUGGUUUUUCCACUGUCACUUGGAGAUACACACAAGUUGG